AAGUAACGCAUCAUUUCAUUGGAUAAUAGUGGGCGGUAUGUGUUUCCCAUAGUAUCAAGCAUGUGGCUAUCAAGUAUCAACAGCCCUGCUUUGUGCCGGCUUGAAUACUAACCCGGGGUCUGCAGAGUGCAGCAGGAUGGAACCUUGCCAACCGAUUAAAUUGCCUUGACCUUUAGCCUUUGACCUCCAGCAAAAUGGGGGACCCAAAUAUAAGCAACCUGACUGCCAGUUUGGAGGAACUGUCCCUCAAGAAGCAGCUGCCUCUCCGACAGACGACCCAGAAACCAGUACUGAAGUAUAACCAGUCUGUGACCAGGCCUAGUCAGUACUAUAACCAACAGAAAGUCAUAGCAAUAGGACCUGAUGGAAACAGUGCCUAUAGCAACCUCAGCCAAGCGGCCUUGACCUCGCCCAUGGUACCCACCCCAUUUAGGGUCAGCCGAAAUCCGAAUCCUGCCCCGGUCCCCUUCAACAAACAAGGAGGACAGACGUACAUCUCUCCCAACAAUGUCGGAAAGCCGCCCGUAUCCCAGACAGCCAAACCUUCUCCUCACCCAAAUCCUUACAAUCGUCCGCUCAGUGCCAAGGACAUUGUGUCAGAUCUUCUGAGUCAGAACCACCAGAAGAUGGUGAAAACUUUUGGAUCCUCCCCAAGUUCUGGGAUUCCUUCCUCUUCCUCUCCCUCAAUGUUGGGGAGCGCAAGUAGUGCCUCUAGUAGCAGCAGUGGAGGAUCCGCUUUUCCUGUGAAUUCGUUCAUGAGGCCCCCAAGUGCUGUAAGGAAAGACACCAAAGUGGUUCAAAAGGAUAUACCACCGCCAAAGGAGUUAGGAAUGCUUCAAAGAGAGGCUCAUAUAUUCCAAAAAGAGGCUCCAAGUGUUAGUAGUUCUACAACUAUAAAAGAACAAAGUGGGAAAUCAAGUUCCAGCAGUGAUGUUGGUGGAAAGAAAAUGGUCAAACAGAUUGCAGAAAACAUUGAGAAUGAGUCCACCACCACUAGGGUGAAAUCUGCCUCCCAAAAGACAGUGACUCAACAGGGUGACCAGGUAAUUACCAGACAGGGGAUGAAUGGAGUUACUGUGAUACAAAAGGUGGCUGCCCCUCCAAACUUUGGGACCCAGAUCAACACCAUCAUCUCCAAAGUCACGGAGUCCAAGCCAGAAGUAGUCCCAUCUGCCAACCCUUCGUCGAAACCGGCCACCAUUAAACAUUCCUCGUCCUCCUCAUCUCUACCAAAGCCUGGCAUGUCCAGUAAUAGUUCCAGUAACAGUACCACCAAAGAAUCUCCCAGUAAAAUACGCAAUAUGAACUACACGCCGACAAAACCUUACGAAGAAGUGAAGGACCCUCAGUCAAACUCCACCUCAACCUCAAAAACAGCGAAGGAAGAAGAGAAGAAAUCAAAACAUCAACCGGCGACUCUGGAAACUCCAAUUUCAGAGAAAAAACCUCCAAAACCGGACACCUGGGCCACUCAUUUGAAGCAGACAUCGCUGUCUUCUUCUCCAGUGGCUGGUAACGGUACUUCAUAUUAUCGUAAAGAAUCGAAAUCGGAGAUCAUGUUACAUGAGCAGAGGCCUCCUGUACUAGGGGCUCCGGCGAAGAACAAGAAAAUUCUGGAUAAGGUGGAUGUGGGGAAGACUGAAGAUGACGGUGAAGAGGAUGAAGAGGAGGAAGAUGGAUCCACACCUGGAGAACGACAGCCGGGUGACGGGGAGGCGUCAUUGAACGAUGAUUUAGACGACGAUGAUGACGGAAUCGACAACCUGGACGAGGACUGCAUUGAGGGAUCAGAUGGCGAGUCGGAUGGGUACUCCAUCACCAGCAGUCUAUCACGACGGUCAUCGUCUGCUCGGUCACGCGCGAAGUCGGCCAGCGCAACCAGACCCGUUACGGCGGUCAGACAGGUGGCCACGCCCAGCGACGACGAAGUUCGACCGAGAACUCUACGACCUGCUACAGCCGUUCCUGCCAAACCUGCCGUUCGUCCGCCUCUCACCCAGAGCUUGUUCCCGAACAUCCCGCCUACCAUUCACUUUGAAACGGAGGGAUUCAAAAUUGAACAGCUGCCAUGGGAUUUACGCAAACUUCUCAAGUGGAGGAUGAGCCCUAUCACUCCGAACAUUGUCAAACAUACACUGGCUAGGUCCCACUUCAGGAUCACAAAACGAAACCAUGACUGGUUAGGAUGCUGGGGUAAACACAUGAAAUCUCAGGGAUUCAAAUCAAUCAGAGAAUAUCAAAAGCUCAAUCAUUUUCCGGGAUCCUUCCAAAUAGGUAGAAAGGACCGGCUAUGGAGAAAUCUCUCCAAGCUUCAAGUCCAGAAUGGUAAGAAAGAGUUUGGGUUCUUCCCGCAAACCUUUGUUCUCCCGUCCGACCUGAAACUGCUGAAACGUGCAUGGGAAGAUGGAGGACCCAAACAGAAGUGGAUUGUGAAACCGCCUGCUUCUGCCAGAGGGAUUGGAAUCAAGGUCAUCAACAAAUGGACACAGAUCCCCCGGAAACGACCAGUCAUUGUACAGAAGUAUCUAGGUCGUCCGUACCUCAUCAACGACAGCAAGUUUGACAUGCGUAUUUAUGUGUACGUCAGCAGUUACGACCCACUCAGGAUUUACAUUUUUGAGGAUGGACUUGCAAGAUUUGCCUCCAUGAAGUAUUCGACGGCUAUGAAGAAUGUCAACAAUAAGUUUAUGCACCUGACAAACUACAGUGUGAACAAGAAGAAUUCAGAGUACCAGUCCAACGGGGACGAGGCUCUGUGUCAAGGACACAAAUGGGGUCUGAAGGCUCUGUGGAACUACAUGAAGCGACAGGGAGUCAACACGACCCAGGUGUGGGAGAAUAUCAAGGAUCUGGUUGUCAAGACAAUCGUCUGUGCCGAGUCACCCAUCAACAGUAUGAUUAAGUCCAACUGUCGCAGCAGGUACUGUGUCCACGAACUGUUCGGAUUCGACGUCCUAUUGGACGAGAACUUGAAGCCAUGGAUUCUGGAGGUCAACAUAUCGCCCAGUUUGCAUUCCAACUCCCAGCUUGACAUCAACAUCAAGGGUCAGAUGAUCCGUGAUCUGAUGAACAUAGCGGGGUUCCGAAUUCCCGACAAGGCUGACGUUCUUCACAGUAACUCAGUUGCUCCUAGUGCUACAGAAUUCAGUUCCUACUAUCCCCCCAAUGAUGUGUGUAUGGACAAGAGGUUGUUCACCAGUAUCCUCGCCCCAGACGAGCGGGCCAAACACGCCUACUACUGCCAACGACACCAAGACGAGCAAGUCUUACAGACUAUCUUAGACGUCCUGACGCCGGACGACAUCCGAGUCCUGACGGAGUGUAUAGACGAGGACAGUCGUAAGGGGUCGUUCCAGCGAGUGUUCCCCACCCCCUCCUCCCACCGCUACCUGCGCUACAUGGAGGCCCCCCGUUACUACAAUCUACUGGUCAGCCAGUGGGUGCAGCGGUUCAAUAGGAUGGAGCAGAAAGGAAUUGCAUUGUUGGAACAAUUUUGUGAUGAAGGAAUAAAUCUACAAAAUCCAACAGAAGAUCAAAAUCAUCAGUGGUGCCCUCCCAACGGUUUACUGAGUCACCGCGGUGAUAACCGCACCCACAGUGCUCCUAAUAAACACCAGGACAAAGAGAGUGCCAUGAAACACAGUCAAUCCACAUCUUCAGGUCUGCCUAAAAUGGGCAAAAAACCACCCAAGGCACCAGUACCACAUGCUAGCCACGCCCACCACUCAGGGACCGCGCGCACGAUAUCACAGUGUAGCUCCGCCUCCUCAUCUCUUGUCUCUGCCCCCUCACCUACCCCCUCCUCACAGACUGUCAACAAAUCUGCCGCCUCAUCCUCCAGAUGACUGGCGGUCCGCUUACCUCCCCUGAAAGAGCUCUUUAAUGGAAGCAUGCCCAUGUUCAACUCCACACGAUAUCAGAGACAUGCCCUCAAGCCUCUGGUGCGACAUUCCGCCGAUGCUAGUUUGGACGCUGUAAGGCGGGCUCAGGCAAACAGGAAGAAGAAACGUUUACAUCUACAGACUUCGGAGAAAUUCUUUUAAUCUGGAGCCAAACUAAGUUUUUUUUACCCCAGUCUGGAUUCCAGCUAGCAAGCUUAGAUUUAGAGGGACCAGAAGAAUUGAAUCAAGAUUUCAGAGAAAUUCUUCCAGUCUUAAGCCAACUACGGUUUUUUUGGUUCAAAAUUUGGAGUUGGAACAGAUGUUUCCAUCAACAUCAAAAGAUUCAAAAUAAAAGGUUUUUGUUACCCCUUUGUUCAAAUACAUUGUUCAUCAUUUUGUAUCGCAGACAGCAUAUAGUGCUAUGUCACCGCUUUGCCUUAGGAUUUCAACAUGUGUGCCUCAGAUGUAUUCAGUCAUCAGAUUCGCAAAGCCAAUUCAUACUCAUUCAUUGCGAGUGCUAAUCUUCAGUCUGUGAUAAAAUUUCCGACAAGUUCGUAGUCAUUUUUAGUUCAGGAAGAAGUUUGUGGAAUACUAGUUUGUUAUGUAUGACUUAUUUAAUGUGAGCUUGAGAAGAAUUCUGUUGUUACUAAGCAAGAUUCUUUCAGGAAACAAAAAACACAUUCCAUUAACAUGUAUACACAGGGAAAAUGCAUUAUUCAGGGUGUAUGAAUGAACAGUUUUGGAUUUGUCCAGGGUUUUAUUUAUCGAUAUAUUUCUUACCAAGUGCCUCACCUUAUGUCUCAAAUUGUCCAGGGUUGUUAAGAACUUUUUGCCGCCUGUUUUAAAUUUUGUGCCAAAUUAUCCUGGGGACCUUGAUCCGACCAGGCAGCAUUUUCACGUACGAGACGAGCAUGCAAGAAUUCACAGCAAUAACUGACAGCUGCAUGGGGUGUGCUGACUUUGUGCAUGAUAUGUGUGUUGUUCAUAACUUAUUCCUCUCCCCCAACAAAGUAGCAGUAGAUAGAUGACGCUUGAUUCCAACACAAGGUUUUUUUGUUUUUUUUUUACUUUUGUUUGUUAAUUUGGUAAUUACUCAAAAAGCUAAUUAAUUGGAUUGGAAAACAUCCCGCAAAACUGAAUUUAGAAUUUGACAAUACCAGAAACAAAAAUCAACAGUUUCUUGAAAAAGGGUUGAAUUUCAGAAACAUUUUUU
Messenger RNA from Magallana angulata, 5094 nucleotides. Its product is annotated as tubulin monoglutamylase TTLL4-like. Gene Ontology annotation, molecular function: tubulin-glutamic acid ligase activity; tubulin binding. The record is from RefSeq and is a predicted model, not a curated record. Gene Ontology annotation, biological process: protein polyglutamylation; microtubule cytoskeleton organization. Lineage: Eukaryota; Metazoa; Mollusca; Bivalvia; Ostreida; Ostreidae. The coding region runs from base 195 to 3845 and encodes 1216 amino acids. Gene Ontology annotation, cellular component: cilium. The transcript has 18 exons.